AUGGAAGGUGUAUUUGAGCCGGUGCAGCACCAUUGGUUCCACUGCCAGCAGCCGGUGGACUGUAGAGGCUCCUGGAUCCCGUUCAGCAGAGAGGACUCUCUACGGCUGGAGGAGACACACAAACAUGGCAUGAGACUAUUCAUCACACUUGAACAAAUGCACAUUUAAUACACAUUUAAUUUAAUACACAUUUAAUACACAUUUAAUUUUCAUUAAUUUGUUUAUUUAUACAGGGGGAAAUCAUUUCAAAUGCCAAGUGUACAUAUACAGUUAAAGACAUUGUUCUUGUAUUGUUACCCCUCUAUACCACAAAGUAUGUGAUGUAUUACCCCGAAACAAGAAUAUAACUCAUUCCUACUUCUGAGUGAACUAUUGUUCAUGCAAUAGAGCCCAUAUUAAGAAAACGGUAGCACUUUGCAUUAGAGCAUGGAAUAAAGUGGUAGUAGCAUGGUAAUAGAAUGGUAACAGAUUAUAGUUACUCACAAUUUUGAAUUGAAUUGAAUGAAAACAUGAUUUGCCCAGAUAACCCUUAAUUACAGUUUAAUUAAGUGAAUUCUGAUGAUAACAGCAAUGAUAAAGAUAAUUAUAAUGAUAUCAUCAUAAUUGUGGGUUUGCUCCUAACAGGGGAGACCAGUGGGGAGAAAGAAGAGGAGGUGGUGGUAGCCACAGAGGGGAGACGCUUUGACGUGAGGCUGAAGGAGAGGAGGUGCUACGCGGUGUACUGGGAGCAGCCCCCCUUGGAGGUGAGGCGCUGCUCCUGGUUUCACAAAGGAGACAAGGACAUCUCCUACACCCCUUAUCCAGAGGACACCAGCCUAGUCCUGGAGGUAGGACACAGUCUUUAAUGGCACCCUAGUGUCUAUAUAGUACACAGGGCCCUGGUCAAAAGUAAUGCUCUACUGUAUAUAGGGAAUAGGGUGCCAUAUCGGACGCACAAAACACAAAUCAUUACAAAGUGAUAUAAUAUAUACCCUGUUAUCUUGGUGUUUAUCUUAGUACUGUAGUUUUGUGGGGCCAAUAUUUACUUAUUCCUACAGUCUGAAAGGGGUAUACUGCAGAUUGGUGAUGACCUUGUUAAUCUGUCAAUUUAUUGAACCUUGAUAACAUUGUCAAUAACAUAAUAUGACUGACUGGGUUUCAACCCGAGUCAACUGUAUGCCCCAAGACUUGCGUUAACUCCCAGAGCCAAUGCCUGGAGUGCAAGAGACCCAGGUUCAAACCCCAGUCCGUUACAUUUGAAUCACUGUAUUCACAGGAGGCCUACAUGAUGGCAGUGACGCUGAAUGACUGGAAGAGGAAGUUAGAAUUCCCCACUGGAGAAACGGUGGUGUUACACAGCCCUAAGGUAUGACUCCCCAUUCAUAAUUACAAUUAGCCCACUGUAGUAUGCUGUUUGUCUGUAAAGACCUGGUCAAUAUUACACUGUAAAAUAGAACUUAUGCAAACUCAAGAGUUUGCUCUGUCUCCAAUAGCUUAUGACACAGCAACAGACGAUCCCCUUGAAGGACUGGAUAAGCCUCCCCUCUAAGCAGAGUCAACCCAGGACGGUCAAGAGGGGGCUGGAGGGUAUUAGAGUAGAGAUACCUGAAGGUAAAUGUGUGAGCCAGAUUUCUACAGCUCUGUGUAAGAUGGUCACUCCUGUACUGUACUACCAUGUGUAUUUAAUGGCAACAGUACUGGUAAUUGGCCUGAACAACAGUUACUGCAUUGUGUACAGAGAUCUCAGGUUUUUGAAACCUCUAAUGCAUUCAAGGAUAAUUUACAUGUUGGUAAUUACAUGAUAACAAAUGACAAUUACUUACACAGUAUAGAUUAUUUGUACUAUUGGUCUUUCAGGAGAGCCUGACCAAGUGGACCACCUUGUGUUCAUGGUGCAUGGCAUUGGACCAACCUGUGACAUCCAGCUGCGUGGGGUCGUUCAGUGUGGUGUGUAUAGAAUUUGACCCUUAAAUCUAAACCUUUCCCUGCCUUCUAAUUUUUCCAUAGAAAUGCUGCUAAAUACAUUAAUGCCCUCCCUCCUCUCUUUUGUCCCUCUCUCCCCCAUGUAGUGAAUGAUUUCCGGGGUGCCUCUCUCAGCCUACUGAGAAGUCACUUCAAGCAGAGUCAAGAUGGGACCCACAUGGGCCGUGUUGAGUUCCUGCCAGUCGACUGGCACCGGGUGCUGCAUGGUGACGCCACUGGGGUGGACGAGUAAGGCCUUUGGGACACACACACACACACACUCUCUCUCUCUCUCUCUCUCACUCUCUUCUAUCUCGCUCUUAAAAACACACUUUGACACUCACCCACCCUCCAUAUAGCGAUAUCCAGAGGAUCACCCUGCCCAGCAUCAGUCGUCUGCGUCAGUUCAGCAACAGCACGGUGUUGGACCUGUUCUUCUACAACAGCCCCACAUACUGCCAGACUAUCAUAGACACCGUGGCCUCAGAGAUCAACCGCAUCCACCAAGUCUUCCUCCAGCGCCACCCACAAUUCACUGGGGCAGUGUCACUGGCUGGACACAGUCUGGGUCAGUACCCCGUAAACCUCUCCUAACCUUUUAAGACCCCUCCUAACUUUUUCCUUUCUCUCUCUAUUUAGUCUUUAUUUAGACAAGGCUAGGAUUGAUAACCAUUAUAGUAAGUAAUAUUCUUUAUUUUUAUGACUUUUCUAGGUUCUCUGAUCCUCUUUGACCUUCUGACAAAUCAAGAAAGAAAGAACACAGAUGAAGAGGGAGUAAGUAACAGGCUACUGCCAAAACUCAAUUUUGGUCAUGGCCACAACCACCAGCAUUGUUAUUCUGAUUAACUUGAUGUUAAUCCUAUAUGUCUUCUGCUUCAGAGUAGCGUCAGCAGUCCAAGUGAAGCAACCCCAAUAGACUUUGAGAGCUUUGAGGACACGCUUAGGAACUUUGGAUUGGGCAAGUAUGUCCAAAUGCUUACAAAGGAGCAGAUGGACUUAGAAUCACUGGUAAGCAUGUGCGUGAGUAUAUGUGUGUAUGUAUGUAUGUGUGUGUGUGUGUGUGACUGUCUAAUGACUGUGUCCUCUGUCAAUUGACUAGGUGCUCUGUUCAGAGACAUACUUGAAGGACUUGGGAAUACCCUUAGGGCCUCGCAAGAAGAUAAUGUGCUUGUUGAAGAGAUGGAGAAAGGUAUGACCUAUCUCUCAUUCACAUCUAAAUUGAUUCAGUCAUUGCACAUAACCACCAUGUUCAAUUUUUCCCCAGUGUUCAAAGUCUUUGAUCCAACAUUCCAGUCUAUUGGAGCCAUUGUGCAUAGCUUCCUGUCUGUCUCGACCAUGACUAUUCCAUCCUAACUGUUUGUAAAAGGCUGGAAGCAGGAAGUAGCAGUCUGAUAGUUUCAGGUUGUGUCCCAAAAAACACCCUUUUCCUUACAUAGUGCACUACUUGGGCCCUGGUCAAAAGAAGUGCACUUAUGUAGGGAAUAGGGUGCCAUUUGGGAUGUAGACCCAUUGUUUAGAUUGUUAUUGGAGCUCCUCUCUCUCUCUCUCUCUCUCUCUCUCUCGCUCUCUCGCUCUCUCGCUCUUGCUCUCUGGCCCAGCAGCAGGAAUUCAGGACAGGAACUUCACACCCAGUUCCUGGCAUUGCCGGUGUGUAUUCCCAAGUCCAAGAACACCCGACCCUCCUUUCAGGCACCCUCUCCACCAGCCCAGUGGAUUACAAGUACCUUGACGUUGGCAUUGGCCAGGUAAACAAGCAACAGUGACAGCAUUCUGUUACAUGUAGACAGGCAUUUCCUCUGUCUCCCUCCCUCUCCUCCAGUCACAAUGACAGAAUGUCUUAAUAGUGUCUUAGAGGAGUUAGCAUGAGGCCCAACUAAUACAACUGAAAAUCUACUUGAAUUAAAUGUUUAAUUUCAUUUGAAAAUGUUGAUACAUUUUGAUAUCCAUCCUUAGUUACAGAAAGUGAAGAAAUGCAGAAUGUACAUAUGGCGCAUACUGAAUUACUAUUAACCAUUAACCCCUUCCUUUCCUUCCCAGGUGUCCAUCGUGUACCCUCAGCUAGGUUUCCAGCCACAGGCUUUCUUUGCCUUGGGCUCUCCUAUAGGAAUGUUCCUCACGGUGCGCGGCCUGAAGAGGAUCGACCCCAAAUACAGCCUCCCCACCUGCAAAAGCUUCUAUAACAUCUACCAUCCAGUAUGUUUAUGGAUCAUGUGUUAGUGAAUAUUUUAUGUAGCUAAAGUCCAUCUAAGUCAUGAAUAUUCAUAAGGACCUGACUAUGUGUUCUUCCUCCAUGCAGUUUGACCCAGUGGCCUACAGGAUUGAGCCCAUGGUGGUGUCUCCAGGGGUGGACUUGCCCCCCAUGCUGAUCCCACAUCACAAGGGCAGGAAGAGGAUGCAUCUUGGUGAGACCUGAGACGUAAAGCUUUGAUAUGGACGUUACAGAAACGUUUCAAGAAAUACACUUGCUGCUUACCACUGGUCAAUGGUAGCCCCAUAUGUAAUGAGCUUUAUGUUAGGACCCUUAGGGAGCAUUGCUAAAGCUCUGACCUGUCUGAUAAUGUAAAAACACUGCCCUUCAAUUAACACAUCAUAGUUUUCCAGUGAGCGUGUGAAAGCUUUCAUCCACCUUCCCAUGCAGUGACCCUGUGUUGAAAUUGUGUCCCCCAGAGCUGAAAGACAACUUGACGCGAGUCAGCUCAGAUCUGCUGCUCUCCAUCAGUGCUGUCCGUGGUGUGUGGCAGACCCUCACCAUGCUACCUGUCAACACACUGCCACCUCAGGAGUCAGAAGGUGAGAGACCGGUGUGCAAGUAAUUUAAUUCAUUCAUUCAUUAGGAACCAUGUGCAAUGUUUUAACAUACAUUCAUUACUUUAUUCUUCAUAGUCCCAAAAACAAAUGUUAUUGUAGAAAUUACAGCAUAACUAUACAGGUAUCCCUUUAACAGCAACGUAAUGUAACAUGAUGUAAAUAUUGUGACGUUUCUGUGUAAUAUGUUCUUUGUGUGACAUGUUUUUUGUAUGUACUAUGUGUAUUUUUAUCAUGUUACCCCUGUCUGCAACCAAAUGUCCCUCUGGGGACAAUAAAGUUUGAACUGUGUUACAUGAAUGUUUCCUCAAUACUCUUUUCCAGGUAGUGGGGCCCCAAAUGGUACAGUCUCACCUACAGAGAUGAGGAAUAUCAGUGUUGGAAUGUUGAAUGGCGGACGUCGGUUUGAUUACGUCCUUCAGGAGAAACCACUAGAGAGCUUCAACGAGUAUCUGUUUGCCAUUCAGAGCCAUCUCUGCUACUGGUAAGAACAACUGAGCUAGGGUUGGUAUCUUACAUGUUUUCUUUAGCUUUCUGCAGUUAUCUCAUGUUUUCUUGUGUGUUUCAGGGAUUCCGAGGAUACUGUGCUGCUGCUUUUGAGGGAAAUCUAUGAAGGGAAGGGAAUCCUUCUCUAGCAUCUCCAAAUGUCAAUGUAAAGGAUGGAGCUUUUGAGUUGUGUAUAAUGCUUCUAAUACAGGAGACUCUGGAAGCAUGCUAUACAUCACAUUUGUAUGAUUUUAUUAUAAAAAAUAAUAAUUGUGAGGCUUUUGUUAAAUGCACUUUAAAUAAAUUGUGAUUUGAUCUGGA
Molecule: messenger RNA, 5553 nt
Organism: Coregonus sp. 'balchen'
Lineage: Eukaryota; Metazoa; Chordata; Actinopteri; Salmoniformes; Salmonidae
Source: the annotation of a GenBank genome assembly